UUAUAACUAGGCACAAUAUUAUUUCAUUAAAUUAAUUUUACAACAGAAACCCAAAAUGACAUUUUAUAAUUAUAAUUUUUUAUGUGUUCAGUCUUUUACAUUGGAAUUUGGAGUGGCAGUUCUAACAGCAUUUUUUACGAUUUUGACACUGUUGAUAGUUGUGUUCAAUGUAUCCGAGUUAUCAAGUAUGCUUUCAGGUAAUCCCAUUGUUUUGGUAACUAUAUUCUUAUUACUAUUCACUUGGUUCAUGGCGAUUGCAGGAGCUAAUAUGAGGUCAAGAACAUUGAUAGCUUCGUCAAUUUUUAUUUGGUCCAUCUUCCUUAUUGUGUGGCUAGUUUUAUCGUUAUACUUCAAAAUACUCAUGCAGAAUACCGACUUCUGUGUAUCGCAUGAAACGAGAUGUGCACCAUCUAUGUGGCUUAUCGGCAGCGGCGGAGGCGGAGGCAUUGUAGUUAAUGACACCGAAGCACCCGAAGACGACGACUCUUCGGCGAACGCGACUGAACAAGAAGGAGAAGAUGAUGACCAACGGUUAUGGACGAUAAUUGACUUACCAGAAAUAACUUCUAAGACUUUUCACCCGGUGAGGACAGACGUAAUCCUUCAAGCUACCCCUGUCGCUGCUACUUCUGCUGCUAAUACUGUUAUUUCAAAUCAAACGACUGCUAUGAUGAUCGGUGUUAACAACGGGUGUGGCUGUGAACGUCACCCGCGGACGACGACUGAAAGUCCGCCGAGCGAUUUAAUAACCCGCGUCAUCAAGUACCGGAAAAAUAUGGCCAUGUAUCGUCAAACCGCGGAGGCGGCGAUACGACGAAAAAAAAAAGAAGGGAAAAAAAAUAAGGAAGUAUGGGAAUUUGAUAAUGGCGAGAGCGAUCCCGGAAAAGCAACUACUAAAGAUGAUUCCGAAGGAGAAGACGGAGGAAAAGACGAAGAAGAAGAAAAAGAAGAACACCCAGCUACAGCUACAGCUGACCCCAUAGAAUAUUUGACUAUGGCAAUUUUUUUACUGCUGUUCCUGUAUGCGUUGUAUGUACUAUUGUCCUACCACGACGAACUAAAAUAUAUGCGGUAUUGUAAAUGUACAUUUCUUACAUAACAUCACAUAACAUCAUAUAUUAUCACUACGUAAAGGCAGCCAUGAAACAAAAGUACGUAUUGUACAACAUAAUAUGUCAGUACAGAAGGUGGCUGCGAUGAUACAAGGCUAAACCGUUAAAAUUUUAAAAUAAUUUUAUUUGAGUAAAUAUAUUUAGGUUUUAAAAAUGAAAAAUA
This is a messenger RNA of Acyrthosiphon pisum (pea aphid), 1275 nucleotides long. RefSeq lists its product as uncharacterized. The coding region runs from base 56 to 1099 and encodes 347 amino acids. The record is from RefSeq and is a predicted model, not a curated record. Lineage: Eukaryota; Metazoa; Arthropoda; Insecta; Hemiptera; Aphididae. The transcript has 7 exons.